Messenger RNA from Melopsittacus undulatus (budgerigar), 1621 nucleotides. Its product is annotated as bactericidal permeability-increasing protein. The record is from RefSeq and is a predicted model, not a curated record. Gene Ontology annotation, molecular function: lipopolysaccharide binding. Gene Ontology annotation, biological process: lipopolysaccharide-mediated signaling pathway; defense response to Gram-negative bacterium; innate immune response. Lineage: Eukaryota; Metazoa; Chordata; Aves; Psittaciformes; Psittaculidae. The coding region runs from base 11 to 1450 and encodes 479 amino acids. The transcript has 15 exons.
GGCAGCCAGGAUGGGAGCACAGAGCCUGGCUGUGGCUUGGGGGGCACUGGCUUUGUGCCUGGCAUUCACCAGGGCUGCCAACCCCGGCUUUGUGGUGAGGAUCACCCAGGCAGGCUUGGACUAUGCACAUCAACAUGGGAUCACGGUCCUGGAGAAGGAGCUGGCCCAGCUGAAGCUGCCGGACAUCUCUGGUGACUUCCGCGUCUGGCACGUGGGGAAGGUGCAGUACGAGAUCUCCAGGCUGUCCCUGCGCAGCUUCCACCUGCCCUACUCCCGGAUCUCACUGGUCCCUGGUGUUGGCCUCCAGGUCUCCAUCUCCCAUGCCUUCGCCGAGCUGGACGGGAACUGGCGGGUGAAGCUGUACUUCAUCCGGGACCACGGUUCCUUUGACCUGAGGGUGGAGAGCAUCUACAUCAAGAUCCAGCUGGGGCUGGGCAGUGAUGCCCUCGGGAAGCCCACCAUCGACACCUCCUCCUGCAGCACCCGCAUCUCCAGCAUCCGCGUGCACUUCUCGGGCAAGUUUGGGUGGCUUUACAACCUGUUCCAUAAAGCUAUUGAGUCCAGGUUCCGGAAGAUCUUGGAAAGCAAGGUCUGCGAGAUCGUGGCCAAGUCUGUGCGCAGUGAGCUCCAGCCUUACGCCCAGACCCUGCCAGUCACAGCCAAGAUUGAUGCCAUGGCUGGGAUCGAUUACUCCUUGGUGGCACCCCCAGCUGCUACCGCACAGUCACUGGAUGUGGACCUGAAGGGUGAAUUCUUCUCCCUGGCUCACCGCUCUGCCAUCCCCUUCCCUCCGCUGGCGCUGGCCUUGCCCCCGGACCACGACCGCAUGGUUUACUUUGGAGCCUCCAGCUACUUCUUCAACACAGCCAGUGUCGCCUACCACGCAGCCGGGGCACUGGUCCUCGACAUCACCAACUCCAUGAUCCCAAAGGACGUUGAGUUCCACUUGAACACCUCAACCUUCUCAGCCUUCGUUCCCCAGCUGGAGGAGCUGUACCCACACAUGGAGAUGAAGGUCAGGCUGUCUGCCCCUUCCGCCCCAUUCCUCACCAUCAGACCGGAUGGGCUCUCGCUCAGGCCUGUUGUGGAUAUCCAGACCUACGCCAUCCUCCCCAACUCCACCCUGGCUCCUCUCUUCCUCCUCAGCCUGACAGGCAACGUGUCCGCUGUCAUCGACGUGAAGUCUGGCCACAUAGUUGGGAGCCUGAAGGUGGGCAGGUUGAGGCUCUCUCUGAAGCAUUCGGAUGUGGGCACUUUCCAGGUACGAAUGCUGCAGUCCAUAAUGAACGUCCUGGCUUCCAACAUCCUGCUCCCACGUCUUAACGAGAGGUUAGCGCAGGGCUUCCCUCUGCCGCUGCCAGACCGGAUACAGCUCUCCAACAUCCUCGUGGGGUUUCAUCAGAAUCUCCUGCUGCUCGGAGCAGAUGUUCAGUACCAGCCCCGGAGAUAGAGCAAGAACCUCAAGCACCAACCCUGCCCCGUUCACCCCUUCCAUGCCCCCGGGUCCUGCUGCUGGGGCUGAAGACAUCAGCUCAUGUCCUGGACUGGGGAGCAGCACCCGGGGCCGAGCCCCGCAUCCCCCCGCCGGGUCCCUGGUCCCAUCCCACCCCUGUUCCCAUCU